Molecule: messenger RNA, 790 nt
Organism: Myotis brandtii (Brandt's bat)
Lineage: Eukaryota; Metazoa; Chordata; Mammalia; Chiroptera; Vespertilionidae
Product: putative methyl-CpG-binding domain protein 3-like 3
Exons: 1
Coding region: 7-774 (255 amino acids)
Source: RefSeq, a predicted model, not a curated record
GUGGAUAUGAGACAGGAUUAUCUACUGAUGGGAUUACCCACUCCCUUCCUCCAUAAAAGGGGGAGCAGAGGAGAAAGCCACUGCAGUUUUCAGCAAGCUGUGUGCCUGUCAGGAGUGAACCAGCAACACAGCUCAGCAGCCAUGGGGGAGCCUGGAUCAAUCAUGAAGACAAACCAGCCUUCUCUGGGAAAGCUCCAGAGAAACAUGAUGCCCCAGACUUUAGCGAAGAAGAGACAACUGGUUUUAACCAUGAGCAAGCGGAGACGUCGGGAAAGGUCUGAACUUCCUAUGAGGCUGACCAGCUGCAUUUUUAAAAGUGCAGUCACCAAAGGUUACUGCCAUCCUGACAAUGUGGUCAGGCGCAGGCAACAGGAGGAGACCUUGGAGAAGCCCCAGCAGAUGAGUGCCUACAGGAGACUGCAGGGGCUCCAGGCCUGCAGCAGUGAAGGGGAACUUGUAAACACUUUGGAGGUGACAAAUGUGAUGAGAACAACUGCACCAGGAAGGGGGCGUGAAACUCUGGGCUGUGCUUGUCCUGGGUCUUUACACACCAGCCCCCAGCCCAGCCCAGCACAACUGUUACAUGGGGUAGAGAUGAUCCCAGGAGCAGGUCUCUAUGGCCCACAGCUUCUGUGCAGGCAACUGGUCACCCGUGGAGACAUCCAGAGACAGAAUCUCAGAGUGAGGAAAGCAAGAGAGAGACUGGCUGCGGCUUUGAGGGAAGACAGGCUGGCCAGGGAGGCAGAGAGCCAGGAGUCAAGAAGAACAUUUUGAUUUCAUACAAAUCUGA